Messenger RNA from Parasteatoda tepidariorum (common house spider), 3683 nucleotides. RefSeq lists its product as uncharacterized. Gene Ontology annotation, biological process: regulation of transcription by RNA polymerase II. Lineage: Eukaryota; Metazoa; Arthropoda; Arachnida; Araneae; Theridiidae. The record is from RefSeq and is a predicted model, not a curated record. Gene Ontology annotation, molecular function: DNA-binding transcription factor activity, RNA polymerase II-specific; RNA polymerase II transcription regulatory region sequence-specific DNA binding.
UUCUGAAAAGAAAUAAAAAAAAGAAAAAGUAGAGAAUAGAGGUGAAAAAAAAUAUUCCCAUUAGAAAUAUAUUAUCCAAUAGUAGCGGUCUACCUCUGCACAAAUCCCUGUGUCCCACUCCUGGCAUCACCCUGCUUCCCAUUGGCUUGGAUCUCUGUUGGUAGGCGUUCCCACCAGCUUUCAGCUCACUAUAUCUAAUUCAGUUGGCACCGGCAAUCUACACAAAAUACUCUCUCAACUUAAAUUGCGACUAUCUUUUAACAAAAAUUGCCCAUAUCGGUUAUAAAACUUUUACAAGUCCGGUAAAAAUCAAUCAAGAAUCCUGAUCGGGAAUUACGACUUCAAAAAAAGCAGAUCACUUUGCGUGUGCACCAGGAAGUUAGUAUGCAAUCAGGAUCAAAACAAUCUGAAAACAGAGGAAACUUCCACAGUAUACAAGUUAUGCUCGGACUUCAACAAGAACUGGGUUGUCAGCAACAUGAUGCCAUUGCUGCAGUAUCAGCUGCUUUGGGCUAUAGUCCCCCACCAGGUCAUCCUCAACAAUCUCUCUCGUUUGGAGUUAGCAGUCCUAGUACUAUGAGUAGCAACAUGCUCGGUGGUAUGACGCAGCAGCAAUAUACAACUGCCAGACUCAGAGAUGGCUUUGCGGAACUCGCAGCUACCAAAGAUUCAAAUGAUAAUGUAAAGCAAGUCAACUCUGCUUCUGACAAAAAUUCAGGAACGGCCAGCAGUACAACAGAAAAAGCUGUAAAAAAGAAAAAGACAAGAACAACGUUCACGGCCUAUCAGUUGGAAGAAUUAGAAAGAGCAUUUCAGAGAGCACCAUAUCCAGAUGUUUUUGCUAGAGAAGAAUUGGCAAUGAGGUUACAACUAAGUGAAUCUAGAGUUCAGGUAUGGUUUCAAAACAGACGUGCAAAAUGGAGGAAACGUGAACCACCGAGAAAAAACAAUUAUUUACAAACAGCCACAUCAACUUCAAUGACAAAAACCUUCGCCAACACCGCCCCUUUACCAUCCUUGUCUGCAAACAUAGACAGCGGAUGGGCUAGUUUCACCUCGAAUCCGUACGAAUUUGGCUUUCAAAACGCUCUUGCAACAUCCCCUUACACCGGAUUCUCGACAAAUCCUCAUAGCAAUUUAUCCACGUCCUCCGCCACUACCGGAUUCUAUGGUGGAAUGAUUUCGCAGGGAGAUCCUCUUUUGCCGUCUCUAACCUCCACUCGAUCUGAUUUGCAUCACAAUUCCGUUCUUAAUAGGUCGCCAAGUCCACCUAUGGAAAAUAUCUCAUCACGUUCAUAUGGUGGAAGCCCAAACAAUUCUGGCGACAAAAAACUCAGUGGACUUGUCGGACUUGAUGCAGCUGAUGUUGAUCCUCAUCGCUUGACUUCCCUUCCACCUCUUAUGCUCAAAAGUAAGGACAAUUCCGUGUCACCAUUACCGUCACUAGAUUUCUUUACUUAGGCUUGCAGAAUUUUUUUCAUGUUCUUGAACUGAGUAAAAUUAACCUACGUAAAGAAGGCAUGAAACUGUUUGAAAUUACAUUUGAAAAUGUAUGGUGUGAAAAAAGUGUUGUAAUGUAUGGGGUAAAAAUAGUAAUGGUGACACAAUUCCUUGUCACCAUUACCGUCACUAGAUUUCUUUACUUAGGUUUGCAGAAUUCUUUGCGUAUUCUUGUACUGCGUACAAUUAACCUACGUAAAGAAGGCAUGAAACUGUUUGAAAUUACAUUUGAAAAUGUAUAGUGUGAAAAAAGUGUUGUAAUGUAUGGUGUGAAAAUAGUAAUGGUGACACAAUUCCUUGUCACCAUUGCCGUCACUAGAUUUUCUUACUUAGGCUAGCAAAUUUCUUUGCAUGUUCUUGAACUGCGUAAAAUUAAUCUACAUAAAGAAAGCAUGAAACUGUUUAGAGAUUUCAUUUGAAAAUGUAUGAUGUAAAAAAAGGGUUGUAAUGUAUGAUUUAUAAAAAGUAAUGGCGACACAAUUCCUUGUCACCAUUACCAUCACUAGAUUUCUUUACUUAGGCUUGCAGAUUUCUUUGCAUGUUCUUGAACUGCGUACAAUUAAUCUACAUAAAGAAGGCAUGAAACUGUUUAGAGAUUACAUUUGAAAAUGUAUGAUGUAAAAAAAGGGUUGUAAUGUAUGAUUUAUAAAAAGUAAUGGUGACACAAUUCCUUGACACCAUUACCAUCACUAGAUUUCUUUACUUAGGCUUGCAGAUUUCUUUGCAUGUUCUUGAACAAUGUAAAAUUCAACUACGCAAAGAAGAUAUGAUACUGUUAAGAGAUUACAUUUGAAAUUUUUGGUGCAAAUAAGAAAGUGUUAUUUUUAAGCCGUAUGUAUUAAAAUGAAGUGUAACUAAGAACGGGGAAAUGUGUAGGCUAAAAAUGCAUGAAACAUUUUUACAUUAUGUACAGUAUUUUUACACCGUGUAAAAUAUUUUGCAAUUGUAUACCAUGCGUGUUACAAAGGGAGGUAUCAGAAAUGUCAUUGAUAAGUCAUAUUAUCUUUCAUCUCAAAUCAUUUAGGUUUAAAAAUACCUAAAUAUUUUCUUGCUAAUGAUGAUAAUUUUUUUUUUGUUUAUUUAGCUUUUUUCCUUGAUCGUGAAGAUAAUUUCCAUCUUCUUUUAAAGUUUCCAUUCCUUCCUUUUAUAUUGAAUAAAAAAAUGUCCAAAUUUCAGGAUUUUGGCGAUAAAAGAAAAGUUAAUAGUUUUAAAUUUACUUUGAAAAUAAUAUAAGAAUAUUGCUUCGGAAAAAAGAACUAUAUUCGUAUUGGAUAUGGCGGCAUAUUAUAAAAUUUGAAGAGAAUUUGAGCAAAUUAAUUAUGAUGUAAUUUUUUAUUCUCUGAAAUUUCAAAAAUAAAUAUUUUCUUAAUGAAAGAAAAUAGGUUUAAUCAUUUUUUACAAAUUUUUUACUAUUUUUAUAAUAGGUUUGAUUAUUUUUCUUAAAAAUUUAGAUUAUAAAAAGUUAUUUAAAAGUGUCACCUUCAGUUUCUUCUUUAUAAGUAAAUUAGUUGAUAGAAUAAAUAAUUGACUUGUAUUGAAAUUAUUUUUAAAAAAAUUUAUAAAGUUUACUUUUUGAACUUGAAUUAGAUUAUUUAAAAGAAGAUAAGGUAGUUCUAGGAAGGCAAAAAAGAAGAUAAUGGUAUCUCAUUUCUCGAAAUAGUAAACUAAAACUCAUUUUAACAAAAAUCAUUUUUUAUCGAAGCAUAAAAUUUUAUAUAAGCAUUUUCAUUGUUCAAGAAAAUCAACUAAGUGUGUUAACUGAUUGUACAUAGUUUGAACAUUUAGCGUAAGUAUAUCUUUCAAAUUGAAAUUUCGAAAAAUAUUGUUUGUUUAGUUUUUCUCUUUUGUGCUAUCAAUAAAAAUGUUUAUAGUCAUACAAAAUAAAAUAUUAAGACAUUUGUACAGAUGUAAUAUCAUAUGUAUUAUGUACGCUUACUGCACAUCGCAAUUGGCAACACCAUAGUGCCUUAAACAUGGUUUUACACUACAAUUUUACGUAUUUUUUUCGCUCAAUUGUGUUGUAAAUACAAAUUUUGUCUUUUAAAAAGUUGAAUGUUAAUUUUUAUUGUACCUUGAAUUGUUCCAAUAUUUAUGUAAACUUUGUAUAAAGCUUAAAUUUUAACAAAAUUCUCGAUUAUUACUUCAUGUUUGUACUCUUUAUAUAAUAAAACUAUGAGUUUUUA